AUGUGCAAGGAAUUCGAGCGGGUGAUGCAAGAGAAGUUCGAGAUGAGUGCUAAGGGAGAAAUGAAUUUCUUUUUGGGUUUGCAAGUUCAUCAGUUUGAGAAAGGGAUCUUCAUUUAUCAGACAAAGUAUGUUGGGGAUAUCUUAAAGCGAUUUCAGAUGGAAGACUCGAAGCCUGUGGGAACUCCUCUGGCUCAGAAUCAUGGAAUUACUCCUGACGGAACCGGUGAACAUGUGGAACCCUCUCUCUAUCGUGCGAUGAUCAGAUCUCUCAUGUAUCUUACCGCUUCACGGCCUGAUAUUAUGUAUCCAACAUGUCUUCUUGCUCGUUACCAGUGUAAUCCAAAGGUUUCUCAUAUGAUGGCUGUUAAGAGGAUUUUUCAUUAUCUGAAAGGUUGUCUAGACACCGGUCUAUGGUAUCCUAAGGAUGAUAACUUCGAUUUAAUUGCCUUCAGUGAUUAUGAUCAUGGCGGCUGCAAGAUUGAUGCAAAGUCAAUAUCAGCGGGAUGUCUGUUUUUUGGGAAAUCGUGUAGUCACGUGGCAAUGUAA
Helianthus annuus (common sunflower) is the source of this 546-nucleotide messenger RNA. RefSeq lists its product as uncharacterized. Bases 1 to 546 code for a protein of 181 amino acids. The transcript has a single exon. NCBI's taxonomy places the organism in Eukaryota, Viridiplantae, Streptophyta, Magnoliopsida, Asterales, Asteraceae. The record is from RefSeq and is a predicted model, not a curated record.